CACCACCUGACAGUCUGGGGACAAGGAGGGCCCCACCCCCCCCUUCAAUUCCCCAGGGAUGGGCAAUUCCAGGAAUGGGCACUUUUUUGUCUCUGAGCCCAGAGGCUCCCAUAGUUUUGUCCCUAAGCCAGCAGGGGCUCUCUUCAGAGAGAGGGGCGUGUGUGUAAAGUGUGGGAGGCUUGUGCCCAUUUUACAGAGGAGGAUGCCGAGGACACAGGGCAGGAGCAGGAUCCACUAUUAAGGCCCAGGCUAGCAGCAGAAACAGAAGGCAGAGCUGCCUUUCCCCUACCUUCUGGCUCUCAGGCCCUUGCUUGGGCCCAGCACACUUGCCCUAUAUCGAGGAGGGGCCCAGUGUUCAGUUGGGGUGGAGGGACAGGAAGAUAUCUCAGCGAGAAGUAGACCUGAGCCAGGAGGCUGGUAUUAGGGAGCUCCUAGAGGACCAUGUGCAGGUGGGGCCAGGGAGGGCCAGGACAAGACAGAGUAUCUGCGGGCGCAGGCAGGCAACACUCAGUGUUGGGGCGGCAGCUGCUGCGCUGGGAGUCAGGAGAGCUGCGUUCAGUGCUAGUUCUUCCGCUAAUUUGCUGUGUGAUCUCUUUGAGCCUCGAUAUUUUCUUGUGAAAUAAAGGGGAGCUAAGUAAACUAUCUCAAGGGCCACUUCUAGGGUUAAAAGGCUCUCCAACGCCUCCUCCCAGGGCGUGCCACCCAGGGCGCUCCUACGCAAGCAUUUACUGGGGGCCUGACACUGCUGCCUCCCCGGGCUCACUGAGGAGACGAGGUGGUUCCUAUGAGCCGCAUUUCACAAAGGGGCAGGGGUGUCUCCGUGAGCAGGAGCAGGAGGCACCUGUUUAAGGUCACACAGCAAAGGAGAGUAGAAGCCAGAGGCUGCCAAACUCCUCUGCAGGAGCCCACACCUGCCUAACACCAGGCAGGCCUGGGGGAAGUCCCUCCUCUGGUCGGGGAGGCGAAACAGAGAGGCCGGCCCCUCUCCGCCAGCCCCUGCAGGUGUGUGUGUUGGGGUGGGGUGGGGGCGCUCCCCAGCAGCUGCGUCUCAGCCAGGCACACACACCUCGCGGUAACACAUAUCCCCCACACAACCCAGCGCGCUCCACGCACAGGCUUCUUCCUGUGCACGCGCGCACAGACCCCAACACCUUUCCCUUUCCUGCCCUCAGCAGGGACGCUCCCACCCCCAGUCCCCAGCGGACGCAGUGGCCUCGGGAAUCGUACACGCCUCCACGCCCCGCCGCGUGACGUCACGUGGGGUAGAGCCCUGAGACACUAAAUGGUGGGGUGGGGGGAGGAAAGGGAAGGCGGCAGAGCUCCCCGAGCCGGGACAGUCACUUACUCUCCAGGCAGUGGGGCCCGACACAGACCGCGCCGCCCCUGCCAGCCCGCCUCGCACGCCCUCGGAAGCGCAGGCUCCCGGCGCUGCGCUGGAGGGCUCCCCGGCACCCCAGCCUCCCGUCCCCAGCCCGCUGCACCUCCAGGCCCCCCUUACCCUUGAGAGGCACCAGGAGUUGUCGCGGGGGGGCCUCGGGAAAUUCCCCGGACCCCUGUGCCAGGAGGUGCCCGGUUCGCCCGCUCUUCACCCCCCGCCCCCCCCGAGGGCGGUGCCCGGGGGUGCUGCCCCAUGGAGCGGGGAGGCGGGCGCCGUCUGCUCCGGGAGCCCUGACCCGAGUCGGAGUUGUGUGUCGCAGCCGCCCCGACCCCCCGCCGAUCAUGCGCCGGCGCCCCUGGCUCUCCAGUCCCACCGGGCUGUGAGCCCCCCAUUCCCAGCCCGUCAGGGCCUGCGCGCCAUGGGCAGCGCCCACCCUCGCCCCUGGCUUCGGCUCCGACCCCAGCCCCAGCCGCGGCCAGCGCUCUGGGUGCUCCUGUUCUUCCUACUGCUGCUGGCUGCUGCCAUGCCCAGGUCAGCACCCAAUGACAUUCUGGACCUCCGCCUCCCCCCGGAGCCUGUGCUCAAUGCCAACACAGUGUGCCUAACAUUGCCAGGCCUGAGCCGGCGGCAGAUGGAGGUGUGUGUGCGUCACCCUGAUGUGGCUGCCUCAGCCAUACAGGGCAUCCAGAUCGCUAUCCACGAAUGCCAACACCAAUUCAGGGACCAGCGCUGGAACUGCUCAAGCCUGGAGACUCGCAACAAGAUCCCCUAUGAAAGUCCCAUCUUCAGCAGAGGUUUCCGAGAGAGCGCUUUUGCCUACGCCAUCGCGGCAGCUGGUGUUGUACACGCCGUGUCCAAUGCGUGUGCCCUGGGCAAACUAAAGGCCUGUGGCUGCGACGCGUCCCGGCGAGGGGAUGAGGAGGCCUUCCGUAGGAAGCUGCACCGCCUACAACUGGACGCACUGCAGCGUGGUAAGGGCCUGAGCCAUGGGGUCCCGGAACACCCAGCCCUGCCCACAGCCAGCCCAGGCCUGCAGGACUCCUGGGAGUGGGGCGGCUGCAGCCCCGACAUGGGCUUUGGGGAGCGCUUCUCUAAGGACUUUCUGGACUCCCGGGAGCCUCACAGAGACAUCCACGCAAGAAUGAGGCUUCACAACAACCGAGUUGGGAGGCAGGCAGUGAUGGAGAACAUGCGGCGGAAGUGCAAGUGCCACGGCACGUCAGGCAGCUGCCAGCUCAAGACGUGCUGGCAGGUGACGCCCGAGUUCCGCACCGUGGGGGCGCUGCUGCGCAGCCGCUUCCACCGCGCCACGCUCAUCCGGCCGCACAACCGCAACGGCGGCCAGCUGGAGCCGGGCCCAGCGGGGGCACCCUCGCCGGCUCCCGGCGCUCCCGGGCCGCGCCGCCGGGCCAGCCCCGCCGACCUGGUCUACUUCGAAAAGUCACCCGACUUCUGCGAGCGCGAGCCGCGCUUGGACUCGGCCGGCACCGUGGGCCGCCUGUGCAACAAGAGCAGCGCGGGCUCGGAUGGCUGCGGCAGCAUGUGCUGCGGCCGCGGCCACAACAUCCUGCGCCAGACGCGCAGCGAGCGCUGCCACUGCCGCUUCCACUGGUGCUGCUUCGUGGUCUGCGAAGAGUGCCGCAUCACCGAGUGGGUCAGCGUCUGCAAGUGAGCGGCCCGGGGUCCCCUGGGCCCUGAACGAGGUCCCCUCCUGGAGCCUGGCCCUCUGAGGCUUACGGCCUUGGCAAGGCAGCAUCGCCUUGGCUCUUGGGAGAGGAGAUUGGACCACAUGAUCUUACAGGAACCUCUCAGCUCUGAGGUCUGUGAUCGCUGGACAGUCCAGGCCUGUCUGAACCCCACCACUCACUUCUGUGGGCUCUAGGACUUACUGGGUUCUUCUUGCCUCCCCUAAGCCCAGACAGUUCGGUUGGGCUGGGGUUUGCCCCAUACACUAAAACAAGCGUCAGCCAGGCAAUCCCUCAGUCUGUCUCCAUCCUUUCACCCCUUCCCUGGAGAUGGGAGGUAGGGAAUGAAUAGAAGCUGAUGGGCAGAGAGAGGAAGAUUAAAAAAAAGAAAUAGACAUAACUGAGCUGAAGUAAUUCCAUAAAUGGCCCAGACACCCUCCCCUACCAUUCCCCUCAUCAUUCAUUUAACAAAUAUUUAUUUUGCACUCUCUUUGCGGCACUCUGGGGGGCGUGGGGGUGGCAAUGUGAGGCACUGGGGCCACAGAUGUAAGUGAGACACAGCACUUGUCCUCUUGGAAGUUACAUUCUUGCUGGGGGGAGGCAUGGGCAAUAAACAAGUAAAUAUGCAAACAA
This is a messenger RNA of Macaca mulatta (Rhesus monkey), 3696 nucleotides long. It is a transcript of the gene WNT10A, whose product is annotated as Wnt family member 10A. NCBI's taxonomy places the organism in Eukaryota, Metazoa, Chordata, Mammalia, Primates, Cercopithecidae. Gene Ontology annotation, cellular component: extracellular region. Gene Ontology annotation, molecular function: frizzled binding; cytokine activity. Gene Ontology annotation, biological process: neuron differentiation; cell fate commitment; multicellular organism development. The record is from RefSeq and is a predicted model, not a curated record.